GAGCUGGGCCCCUGAAUGACCUGCGGGACAGCAGAGACCGAUCCUGUCACAGAAACUACCAGCAUUUCCACACCCGGGAUGAGGCGCUCUGUCCUGGUCAGGAACCCAGGCCACAAGGGCGUGAGGCCCGCCUAUGAAGAAAUCGACUCAGAUCCCGAAGACCUGGACCCCAGACAUGAAGAUCUGGACCCAGUUCCUGAAGACCCAGAGCCGGAUCCAGAAGACCUCAACACUGUCUCUGAAGAUGUGGACCCCAGCUAUGAAGAUCUGGACCCCAUCUCUGAGGAGCUGGACCCCGACGUCGAAGCGCCGGGCUCCAUCUUGGGGAACCGAGACUCGGACCCCCAAGAUCUGGACCCCAUGUCUUCAAGUUUUGAUCUCGAUCCAGAUGUCAUUGGCCCUGUACCCCUGGUCCUCGACCCCGACAGCGAAGCCCUCAGUCCUGCCGCGGCAGACGUGGACCCCCUUUCCUCUAGCGUCACUGCCACCCCCGAGGUCCUGGCCACUGGCCCCGCGGUGCUCCCCGCCCCGUGCGGCAAGGCCUUCGGGCAGAGCUCGGCGCUGCUGCAGCACCAGCGCACGCACACGGCCGAGCGCCCCUACCGCUGUCCCCACUGCGGCAAGGCCUUCGGGCAGAGCUCCAACUUGCAGCACCACCUGCGCAUCCACACGGGCGAGAGGCCCUACGCCUGCCCGCACUGCUCCAAGGCCUUCGGGCAGAGCUCGGCGUUACUGCAGCACCUCCACGUGCAUUCCGGAGAGCGCCCCUACCGCUGCCAGCUCUGCGGCAAGGCUUUCGGCCAGGCGUCCAGCCUCACCAAGCACAAGCGGGUGCACGAAGGCGCC
Messenger RNA from Fukomys damarensis (Damara mole-rat), 846 nucleotides. RefSeq names its product zinc finger protein 358 (gene Znf358). Lineage: Eukaryota; Metazoa; Chordata; Mammalia; Rodentia; Bathyergidae. The record is from RefSeq and is a predicted model, not a curated record. Gene Ontology annotation, molecular function: DNA-binding transcription factor activity; RNA polymerase II cis-regulatory region sequence-specific DNA binding. The annotation marks the transcript as partial. Gene Ontology annotation, biological process: regulation of transcription by RNA polymerase II. The transcript has 3 exons.